Molecule: messenger RNA, 7794 nt
Organism: Plasmodium inui San Antonio 1
Lineage: Eukaryota; Apicomplexa; Aconoidasida; Haemosporida; Plasmodiidae
Exons: 2
Coding region: 1-7794 (2597 amino acids)
Source: RefSeq, a predicted model, not a curated record
AUGUCAGGCUACAAGAGAGGCAGUAAGAUUCACGUGUUUGUCAUAAAUGAUGUGAAGAAUGAGGAGGGGGAGAAAGAGGAGCUCGACCAUGCGUACAACGCGGAUGGUGAAACACUCAAGGGAGGCAAUCCCACUGGUGACAUUGGCAUCGAGGGAGAUAAACCAAAGGUGAUGAACUCGAAAAAGAAUAAAAAAAAAGAAAUCAUAAGACACAAAAUGUAUCACCCGCAGGUCAAAAUUGUGAAAGUGAGUUGUGGAAAGUCCAUCAUUGGGUUCCUCUCAGUAGUGGGCAAAAUAUACUGUUGGCAGUUGAACGAUUUUGACGACUUUGACAAGAAUGUGCCCUACCUGUUAGUAGACUCCGUUUUAAAAAAUAAAAUAAUCCACGAUGUGAGCAGUGGAGAUAGUCAUAUUGCCUUUAUAUCGAAGGAGGGAGAGCUCUUCACGUAUGGGGACAACACCUAUGGGCAGUUGGGCAACGGGAAUGAUGCUUCGUUUGAGUGUGAGGAUGAGUUAGAGUCUAUCCGCGAAUGCACUCCAGAUUCCACAUCGGGAACGGUUCCGUCGUUUUCGACCUUGGAGAAAGACGUGGGAGGGCCUAGAAACCAUGAGGAAGUAGACACCAGAACGAAAAAGAAGCAACACAAACUGAACAAAGUCAACAAAGUGAAAAAAGUACACAAAGUAGAUGUCCAAAAUAACAUCGUGAAAUGUGUCUACUCAAGGGAUAGGUAUACCCUGUACCUGACUAUCGACGGGUUUUUGUACGGGUUUGGUUUGAUAAACGAGCAUUUCAUCCAAGGAGAGAAAAAUAAAGCCAAGAAGAAAAGAAUACUAACAAAACCAUAUCUGAUCGAUACAAAUAAUAUAGCUUUUAAGAAGAUCGCCAUCGGGAAUGAUUUCAUCUUGGGAAUCAGUUUUAACAACUCACUGUACUCCUGGGGGGACAACACCAAUGGUGUACUAGGAUACGAUGACUGUACAGAGUGUCAUGAACCCAAAUUAGUUGACAGCAUCAAGAACGUAACUUAUGUGAGUGCAGGAAAGGUAAGCCUUUGCAAAACGGGGGAAGACGACUUGUACAUCUGGGGAGGGAUCUACGGAUGCAAGCCUAGUAUGGUAAAAAAUAAAUUCAGUCAAAUGAUUAUUAACAGAAAUUUUAUCAUCGGCUUGUGUGCCAAGAAAAACAUCUGGGUAAAAAAAAUCGACACCCUUUCCCAUGGGUACUACAUUAACAAUUUAAAAAUCGACUUACUCUGCUCCUACGACAAUUUGAUUAUCGGUGUGGAGAAUCAUUUAGAAGGGGAAUUAGAACCCGUUCAUACAGAUGCCAAGGUAGCCAUUCAGAGCGGGUCCAUAAGAGAAGGAAAACACCAAGUUGAGAAUAUUCCACUGGGGGAAGACGAUUUGGUACAUUUCGCAGAAGCAGAAAGGGUGGACGCGCCCAAGGACUCUGCGGAACAUGUCGACGAAGCACGUAAGGGGGUCCAAGUAAUCGACGAUGAGUACGAUGGGCUCGCCUAUGUGUCUGGUGGAAAUGUUACAAGUGGUGAUACCCCCCCUCAGCAAGAGAAGGAAAGCGAACAAGGAGUCUCCCCGAAUGACCAAUCUGUCAGAACAGUGCCUACCGCGGGGAAAGGGCCCCCCUCAGACGUGAGAAAGGACGUUGCUCAAAACGGUGAUGAACAGAUCAGUAAUGAGGAUAGCCCCCCAAAUAAAUACCUCACAGGUGAACAAGAAAAAUCGAAUGGCAUCCCUCAGGUAGGCCCAAAGUCAGGUUUCGCGAAGAUGAAUCAAUUAGAGUAUGAAGGGAUGACCAAAAGUGAUUCCCCCAAAGUGGACUCAAAAAACGGAUCCAAUUGCAUGGAGACGAAGUCUGACUCAUGGGACUGGAAGGAGAAUAUCACCCGUGAGACAGAACCUGCGGAAAACACCUACCACAAAGUGAUAGAUACAGAAACGAAAGAGGAUGAUUACUUCGAUGAGGAUUACUAUGAUGAGGAGGACCACUAUGAUGAUGAGGAAGAGCACUUCUUAGCAACCAACUUUUAUGGGAAGCCAGAAAUUCCAAAUCUGAGUGAAAUACCAGGAGGCCUAGACACCAAAAGGAUACUUAAAGGAAAGGAAAAACUGAACUUAAAAUCGGCACUGAAGAAAUUCCCUAGCAGUGAGAGACUUAAAAAGAGCGUUUCCUUUUCUAACUACGUCUAUGAUUUGGCCAGGAGCAACUACGAGCUGAUGAGCGGAGUAUCCAGUAGCGAGGAGAUGGAAACGAUGAACGAGACGUCCGCGAGAAACACGACGAUAGUCGAUGGAACGAACCAAAGGGGGGAACCUCCGCUGAGCACCCUUCCCAUUUUCCACUAUGAUUCCCCACGUGACAAAGAAACAAACGGGUCAGAACCAGUCAGCGUAGAUGUAGAGGCCAAGAAGGAAGGGACAUCCCACCACCCAGAUGAGGACAUUCUUGUUAAUGGUCUCGAAGACAUGCCACAUGAGAAUCCUUCGGAGGAUAAAUUGAAUAGUCAGUUCAUUUGGGAUGACCCCCCACAGGAGGAAUGUAUGUCUCAGGAGGCUUCAUUAAACGAAGAUUGGAACAACAAUAUCGCGGGACAGACCAAAGAGGAAGGUUGCUCUCCACUCAAUGCCACUGCAGAUGGGAUUAGAGGCCGAGUCAGAAUGUAUGUGGACAAUCCAGACAAAGAAGGAGCGUUAAAAGGAGACACAAAAUACGUGUCACCCCUUAUCAAUGACCCUGAUGAUAAAGUUGGAUCAGUGCAAAAUUCCCCUACCAAGAGUGUCGACACGAGGUGCACUAACUGGGGAGCCACAAUCCACGAGGAGCAAAGUUAUAACAUAGCGGGGAACAAAGCAGGAUUCACAUUUGAGAGAACGAAGCCCUUUCCCAGUGAAGAUUACGACAUGGAGUGGGGGCUAUCCCAAAGAGGAUCCCCAAUCGCAGCGAGUUUUAAGGAAAGGAAAAAAGACGACAAAGAAAAAAGAGAGGUCAAUAUGGAAAUAAACUGCACCCAGAAGGGUGGGUUCAAGCAAACGGAAGAGUACCACAUCGUUGAUGGUAACUCCAAUGAGAGUUAUCAGCACAUAGACGAUGAGCCAUCUAAGGGGGAAAUAGUCAUUUCGGAAGAGAAAAAGUGCGAAAGUGGAUUUGACUGGAAUGAAAAUAGCGCCAUAUUAAGCGGCGUCAUGAGAAAAAAUCACCAAAGGAGGAAAACAAAUCAACAAGGAAGAAAAACAAAUCAGUCGUGUGCAAAAUGGAAAGACCUCCAAAAGACGAAUAAAUUAAAAAUAAAAUACCAUAUAUAUAAAAAAAGAAAAUGUCGGAUUAGAGAAGAGAAGGUGGACGUCCCGAAUGAGAUGCCCUCCGUCGGCACAGAACUAACCCUGCUGCAUCCACCCCAGGUGGAACGCCAAAAAAUGACCAAACUGAAAAGGACACCUAUCCAGUUGAAGGAAGCAAAAGAGGGGAAUGAUCAGGUAGACCUACCUUUGGUAGAAGGCAACCCUGUAAUUACGACGAAUGUGACUGUCCCCUCAGAUAUUUGCCAAUGCUGUGGUGGUCUCUCCACCACCCAUACUGUCAACCUCCAAGUGGUUAAGAAGGAAGACAGUACGCAUAAGAGGGGAGACUCACAGAGGAUCUCACUGGAAGACGGAUGCACAAAGAACACCUCCAUCUUGGUGGAUAAAGAAGCUUCAAAUCGUGACAACAACGCCUGUGUGAAGGAGAAAAACACAAAAAAGACCCUUAACAAUGAUAACGCAAAAAAUUUGAAGACGCACAAAACAGGGAAGAAGCAAGUCUUGUCAAAGAACAAAGAUAAACCUGUGUGCAGCAAGAUGGGUUCUGCUUCAAAACGAGGAGUACAAAGUGGAGCGCUUGGGACAAUCACUUUUGGUGAAAAUGACCAAAAUGGUUCAAAUACAAAUGGCAUCAUAGUUGGAUGCUCUGCACUGAAAUGUCGAAACGGCAGAAAGAUCGGAGCAGCGACAAUGAGGAGAAACUCAUCCGCGUCGAACAUUUAUAAUGAUGUGUGCGAAGGUGCAAGUGAGGAGAGCGAACAGAAAUGCUCCAAAUUGAAAAGGAAUAACUACUUUUCUGACACGGAGAAAAGAACCACCUCCUUCGAUGACGCAUACUCAAGCAACACAUCACAUUUACGUCCUAUCCGAAUAUUGUCUAAAAUUGAAUCCUACACCAGCCAUUAUGAUAAUAGUAUAGGUGAAAUAAGCGAGAAAAAAUUGAACGUCAAUUUGGAGUGUAUGAAAGAGACUGGGGAGGGAGCAAAGAACACGGAAUAUCCUUUCCAAUUGGGACUAAAUCACCCUGUUGUCCAUUUGGAAAAUGAUUUCCUCAGCAGAGGUACAAUGGAUAAUUGUGCAGGUAAGAAAUCCUUGCAUAGAAGUGAUCAUAGUUUGAAGAGAGACACCUGUUGGGGUCAACACUUCCCUCCAAACAGAAGCGUAAGUGAGGGGGAUGCCAGCCCAUCGUUCGACGGGAGCGUGGAUAGUAAGCUGUGUAGGAAGAUCCAAGGCAUUGGAAAGGACACAAGCAGAUGCUACAGCGAGGGGGAAAAGGUUACUCGUACGUGCAGUGAGGUGGUGAAGAAAAGGAGCAACAAGCAAGAGAGAGACAACCAGAAGAGAGACAAGCAAAAGAGGAACAAACAAAAGAGCGACAAACUCCCAGGGGAGAAAACAACACAGCCAUCGGGGGAAAGCCAGCUGGCGCGACUCGAGUGCACGAUCGACCAACACCUCUGCAGCUACGACGGUGAAAAGAAUCCGCCCCAGACAAAUUCACAAAUGGUCCGCCACGAUGAAGCAGCGCACCCACGUGUCGAGGCAGUAGGAGCUGCACGCUCGUCCCCCAAGAAGAAAUUGAAAAGGAAGAACAACGAAGGGACACUAUGUCUUUAUAGCCGAAGUGGCUCCAAUGACACAAAGGUGGCAGUCCCCAAGAAAGGGAAUCAAAACGAAAGCGUCGAGACGUAUCCCAUUUUGAGUAAACAGUCUUUGAGCAAGUGCAAGGGCCGAAUUCGCGCUCGGAGUGGUUCGAAGGACAGCGGGGAAGGUGGGAAAAUGAACCAGACGGCAAAACAAAGUGAAAUUGUGCUCGUUGGCGAAGAGGGGAAAAAGAAACAGAAAAAAAUAGCAAGUAGCACUAAACGGAUAAGCAGCGAAUGUAAUGAUGGCAGCGGAAGGGAUAUUCUGAAGAAAUUGGGUAAACAAAUCAGACGCAUGAAAAAUGACAUUGCGCUGGACAGAGAUUACUCAGGCAAAGUUGACAGGGUAAAAUGCAGAGAGCAGAAGGAUGAUGGAGGAUCCACAGCAGAAAUUGAGCUUAUCGAUGAGGAAGAAUCCCCACAAAGAAACAAGAAAUGCGAGCGGUUGUACCAGAAGGUGAGGAGAAAACUACGUGAUGAUCCUGUCGACGGAGAGAAACCCCACCUCGGGAAUGAAAAAAAACGCAUGAAGAAACUGCUCAAAGAUGUGAAAUACAUUUAUGAAGAGUACAAAUGUAUUAAAAAAGAAAAGGAAGAAAAUGAAAAAAAAAAAAACUACUUAAAAAAGGUUCUGGAGAACACUGUUAUGAAAACGAACCAAGUAAUCAGACUUAAUAAAAGCUCAUUUCAAGUUUAUAUCGACAAAAUGAGGAAAGAAAAUUUAUUUUUAAAAAAUGAGUUAGAUGAAGAAUCUCACCAACAUCACUACGACCUGCAGCAACUAGUGAACAAAAUUACGCACUUGGAACAGGUUAAAGAUUUGAUAGCCAGACAGAAUGAGGAGUUCACCAAAAGGAACAGCAUUCUGACAAUCGAAUGUGAAAAAUACAAGAAGAGAGAAGUCGAAAUGAGCAAGGCUUUUGAUAGUUAUAAGAAGAAUUUGGAGAAAGAAAAAAAAAAAAAAAAAUACAUUUUGCGAAAGAUUGAGCAUUCUUUGAGAAACUGGGAAACCGACUACAACGAACUGAAACACAAAUACAACUCGGUGAAGGCACAGAACGGGGAGCUGCUCAAGCGUAGCGACGAAUUGGCGGAGCGGAAUGACGACCUGGUGCAGAAGAACGAGCUUCUACGCGAGGAAGCACGCGCAUUGCGGCGAGAACUGCAGUCCAGGAAACACCUAAUGGGCGGGAAGAGCGCACAACAAGUUGGCGCCUUAGGUGCGAAAGGGACCCCCUCGAAAAGGGACACAACUUCUACCGCUACUACUAAUAAUAAUAGUACAUUAGGCGAUCUCCCCACUGGCAGCAGCACCAGGAGUAGCGCCAAACGGACGCAUGGCCGACAUCCGCUUAGUGUUGAAGCUGGAGAAGAGACGAAAUCAAGCGAAACGGAAGCGAAACAAGAGUUGCAUUUAGAAGAGGGCAACACCUCCAACGGGGAAGCUUUAUCAACCCAAUUAGCAUUCCUAAAGGAUAGGUUAAAACAAAAAUGGAACCCCUCAAAGAAGGACGAUUCUCUGAUGGAUCCCUUCCUCGAGGGGAUAAUUCAGAUGGCUGUUAACCUUCUGGGGGAACAAAACGAAAGAAGGGGUAGCGGCAAGUCGAGGGGAAGCGGCUCACAUCUAAGUAGUGUACAUUCGAAUGAUGAAGAUCCCAACGGGGCGGCUAACUUCGUCAACACGGCUCGUUCGGAUAAAACCGCCAACACCAACAACACGGGCACCCGCCGAGGAGGAACUCCAGAAGACGGAAAUCUCAAGAUGCUCGUCAUGGAACAGAUGGAGGAAACAAUGAGGUUCCCUGAAAGAAUAAAGCAAAAUUGCGCACAGAACAAUGAGGGGGAGGCUACGACGCAGCAAUUGCAGGAACACCAUUUGCUGAGCAACGAAACUACAGAGUCGAAAACGGAUACCUAUGAAACGUUGUCGAGUGAAACCCAUGUGGACUUCGAGGAGAGCUUCUCUCUCCAAACGAUCACGCGAGAGGGGAACUUCGACACAACGAGGGAGAAUUCUACAAAGGGGGGGGUACGAAAAUGGGUCAAUCAUAAGGUAAAUUACACCCCCUCUGAAAACCUAACCGAAUUAAAACACACAACGGAUAAUGGUAUUCACCCCGACGUGGCGAAUGAAACAACAGAAAAGGUGAAUAACCUGAACGGAACGAACGGAGCGAACGCGGCGAGUGGUAUCCUCCACUGGGGUGACAACGAUGGGGAAGGAAGCCAAAUGGGCGAUCAACAUAUAGUAAAAGCGCUCCUGGAAAGAAAAAAGAAAAAGAAAAAAAAACUUCACAGUGGUAAAGAUAAUUAUAACGAUGAAGAAACACACAAGACAAACGAGCACCCCCUCGAUGAGCGGAUCCUAAAGACGAAGAUUCGAGGCCUCAACGAGAAGAGCCUCACGAAGGGGAUGGGUGUAAACGGGUCCAGUUUGCAAUCGAACGAGGUGAUCACAAGGGCCCUUUCAAAAAAAAACACACAAUUAAAAGAAAUCCAAAAGAACGAUUUUUCUUUGCUCCAUGAUACGAACAACAUAAAUAAAAACAAUACAUCUGACGAAGUCCCAACAGCGAACGAUGCUUUGACGGAAAGGAGGAAGGUUACGCAUGCUGGGGAUGGUAAAAUUGCAGAGCCCGCACUCACCGAUGGCACACACAAGAAGAACGGGCCAGGUGAUAAUUCGAAGGGGAAGAAGAAGGAACUGAAUGCCAUGUUGGAUUGCAUUUUCGAUACAUCCUCGGAUCACUCGUCCAUCAGCGCAAACAUGGUGGACAUUCAGAGCUUAAUUGAGAGCAACCUCAAAAAUAUAUUCAGCGCGCAGGAUUAG